AUGGUGGUUAGGGGUGGGUUGGGGUGCGGAGCGGCACAGGAAGAAGAUGACAGUCGUUCCUUGAAUGUGGGGGAGCAUCCACAGGCGCAGGCGCAGGAGGAAGUAGAGGGAGGGGAAAGUCGCAGCGAGAGCCCCCUGGCCCUGUCCAAGCGCAAUGCGCCAGUCGCAGAGAAGAAGGCGUUGAUCUCGGCCGAAUUAGAGCGGCGGCAGCUGAGCGAGUUGCAGGAGGUCCUCAUCGUGCGCGCUGAGUGA
Klebsormidium nitens is the source of this 252-nucleotide messenger RNA. Lineage: Eukaryota; Viridiplantae; Streptophyta; Klebsormidiophyceae; Klebsormidiales; Klebsormidiaceae. The record is from the annotation of a GenBank genome assembly.